Molecule: messenger RNA, 474 nt
Organism: Fraxinus pennsylvanica
Lineage: Eukaryota; Viridiplantae; Streptophyta; Magnoliopsida; Lamiales; Oleaceae
Source: the annotation of a GenBank genome assembly
AUGCAAACCACCCCAGAAUUCUCCCACAAAGAAACGGACUUAAACGAUGAUUUACAGGAACGAGCAUUCUCCAGCCGCGGCUGCUGUUGCUUUUGGAGUUUCGGGUCCCGGGAAUCCGAUAAUUGGGAGCGAAUUUCGACAUCGGAGGGACAGCAGAAUACUGCAGGCAGAGGUUGGUGGAAUAAGGGAAUAAACGCGUUGAAGAAAGUGAGAGAAUGGUCGGAGAUUGUGGCUGGUCCGAAAUGGAAGACAUUCAUCCGCCGGUUCAACAAGACCGGCCGGUGCAAGACCAGGAAAUUCCAGUAUGAUCCCUUGAGUUACGCCUUGAACUUCGACGACGGCGGGCCAGGGCAAAACGGUCAAUUGCACGAUGACGACAAGGUAUUCAGGGAUUUUUCAUCAAGGUAUGCGGCAAUACCGUUAUCGAGUAAAGGGUCGAUGGACUUGGGCAAGGAUGCUCCGUCAUUCACGUAA